UAACGAAAUUUUUGUAAGGUAGGAAUAUCAUCUUUUUGUGUGAAUUUCCAUGGCCUUUCUACAUACAUAUAUAUGUGCUAUGGAAAAAAAUAAAAUAAAAAAAGCAUAUUUUGUUACUAUGCUCUUCUACUUUUGUUUAUUUAUUUAUUUAUUUUGUAGAAAUUUGGAUGUGAUCUUUUUCACUUGGAAUAAAUCAAAACAAAAUCUAGAAGAUGUUCUAUUAGAAACUUUACGGAGACAAUUACCAACCAUACCACUGUUAGUAACUAUCGAUCAAUGUAUUCCAUUUCUUGAUUAUCAUAUCGGUCAUAAUAAAGGUAAUCUUGAAAUCAAAGUAGCUCAUGAUUGGAAUGUUGAACCGUAUGCUUUACCAUAUAUCUUUGGUCAUCCGCGACAUAAUUAUCUAACAUUAAUACGUGCCAGUCUUAUCCGUGCUAUAUGCUGUUAUACUUAUGUAUUGGAUUUCAUGUGCGAGGUGGACUAUUUACAAAAAUCUAUGGAAUAUAAUCAAUUCUCAAAGCAUUUUAUUUGUGAUCAAAUAAAAUCAUUUCUAAUGGAAUUUCAUACAUCUGAAAUACGUCUAUUCGGUCCAGAUCAAUCCUUUGAUCAAAUGUCCUAUGAUCGAUUACGUCGUCAUGUUCAAAAGUAUUUGCAAGAUCGAAAACAAUCUUUACUUCGUUAUGAUGAAAAAAUUUGGCAGGAAUCAUAUUAA
Messenger RNA from Rotaria sordida, 712 nucleotides. Lineage: Eukaryota; Metazoa; Rotifera; Eurotatoria; Philodinida; Philodinidae. The record is from the annotation of a GenBank genome assembly.